Molecule: messenger RNA, 5021 nt
Organism: Erpetoichthys calabaricus (reedfish)
Lineage: Eukaryota; Metazoa; Chordata; Cladistia; Polypteriformes; Polypteridae
Gene: gmeb2
Product: glucocorticoid modulatory element binding protein 2
Exons: 12
Coding region: 226-1962 (578 amino acids)
Biological process (GO): positive regulation of transcription by RNA polymerase II
Cellular component (GO): nucleus
Molecular function (GO): RNA polymerase II cis-regulatory region sequence-specific DNA binding; DNA-binding transcription activator activity, RNA polymerase II-specific
Source: RefSeq, a predicted model, not a curated record
CGACUCCCUUUUAUUUCGCUAUGCGUCACCAUUCCUGCAUGUAGGCGCGCACGCCACAACAUCUUUUUCACCCCCACAAGCUUAUAAUUGUUUCUAGAAUCAUAAGCAGAAAAUAGAUUGCGUCUCCGGCUCUUAACGCAAAGUUAAAACAGACACAAUUUCAGUUUGGACAGCAGGAUUGUUUCAAAUGCUACAGCUUACAUUUUUAAUUGGAAAAAGGAAAAGAUGAAGAAUUUGAAAUUGGUGUUUAGUAAACAAAAGCAGUGUCUACAAUACAUCCAAGCCAGUGGUGCCAUGGCAUCCACUGAGGACAGUAUGCAUGUACAAGAGGUAGUUGUGGUAACAACACCUGAUGGUGCAGCAAACGGAGCAGCUGUAGAGGAAGUGAAGACAGUACUGUUAACAACUGGUUUAUCCCAGCAAAGUGACUUCUUCAUGACUGCUGCUGAAGUAAUUGAAGAUGUAACCAAUUGUGAGAGUGAGAGAUGUGCAAAUAUGAAUGGGAGGCAUAAUGGAGAUGAUAUCACAGCACACAGUGAAAGUAUGGGUGAGGAUUGUGCCGAGACUGUGACUGAAACUGCUACUUUCACAACUACUUCUCUAAUAGAGAAAGAAGCACUACUAGCAGUAAAGUUAUCAGAAGAAGUUGAAAACAUUGAACCUGAAAUUAUUUAUCCUAUAACAUGUGGAGACAGCAAAGCCAAUUUAAUAUGGAGGAAGUUUGUUUGUCCAGGGAUUAACAUCAAAUGUGUACAGUAUAAUGAACAUAUUAUCAGUCCAAAAGAAUUUGUUCAUUUAGCAGGAAAGUCUACUUUGAAAGACUGGAAGAGAGCAAUUCGCCUGAAUGGUAUCAUGUUAAGGAAAAUAAUGGAUACAGGUGAACUUGAUUUCUACCAGCAUUCCAAAAUUUGCUCCAAUACUUGUCGCAGCACUAAAAUAGAUCUUGUUGGCAACAGAGCUUCUUUUACCAGUCAGCAGUCAACAGAAUUCAUUCCCAUCACCCCUGCCUCAGCUGAUGUAAAUGGAUCACCAGCUGCAUUUACUGUAGAAACUUCAGAAGAUAGCACGGAGUGGAUAACUACAAUUGGAGAGGACACUAUUACUUUUUGGCGUGGUUUGAAGGAUGCAGGAUUGUUGGAUGAAGUGAUUGAUGCAUUCCAGAAAGAACUUAAAGAGACUUUGAAAGGAUUACAGGAUCGAGUUCAACAACCUCCAUUAAAUGUUACAGAUGCUGUUUUAUUAAACAACAUUGUUCAAAAUUUUGGGAUGCUGGACCUCGUGAAAAAAGUUUUAGCAAGCCAUAAGAGUCAAAUGGAUCGAUACAGAGAGCAGUAUACACGCAGCAUAGCAGCAUUAGAGCAACAAUGUGAUGAGCAUCGUAAAAGAGCCAAAGAACUGAAGCACAAAUCUCAACAUCUAAAUAACGUGUUGAUGAACCUUGCACCAGUAUCUACUCCUUCUGCUCCGAAACGACCAAGAUUGACACGUGCAACAUCAGGACCUGCAUCUGUGGCGACUCAUGUUUCCACUCAGCCAGCUCAAAUUACUUUAACAUCAGGGCUGCCAGUGACUCAACUAGCAAACCUUCCAUUAAGUAAAGUGGUAUCUGCCAUUCAGGCCUCAGGAUCCAGCACUGCCUCGCAGCAUGCUGCAACCUUCACUGCCACCAAUUCUACUCUGGGAGGCUAUACAGUGCUGGCUUCGCCAGGCACAGACAUUCAGCCAGACGCAUCUAAUUUGACUGUCCUCAGUACAGCAGCCAUCCAAGAUGGCAGUACCAUUGUGAAGGUAGUGAGCCCUUUUCAAUUAUUGGCAUUACCAGCCUUGGGAGCAACGCUGCAAAACAUGGCCACUGCAGGAAGCACUAUACUAGCACUGCCAGCAAACAGCAUAGACACAUCAGUCACAGAAACUGAAGAGUCUACUGUAAUUGAAAUUAAAGAUGAACAUGAAGGGAAGUAGCAAGUCUUUCAAGAAUAUUAAGACUUUGUUCUUCUUAGGAACACCAGUUAAAAUCCGGUCCAUAAACAGACUUAACUAUGUAAUAUAAAAAAAUAUAAUUUUUUUUUGUUACUGCAAAAUACCAAAAGUGUCUCAAGAUGGAAGAAUGCUUUUUCAAUAAAUAAUACAAAAAUGGAAAAUAAAUAAUAUCACAAAUUGUAAAAUUUGAAGGACUAAAGAUCUUUCAGGUUCCUAAUAAAAUACCAGUCAAAUAUUCACAUUACCAGAAUUGCUUGCUGAUGAAACCUGAAACGGGGAUAUUUUUUAGUUUACUGAUCCUUCCCAAGUGAGUAAAACAUGUAAACAAAAAUAUUUGAAGAUCUUUGCAUUUAAUAUUUGAAAUUCAGAUUUCCAUGAGACACCAUUUUGUAAUAGCUUUCUCAGUGGGUUCUUUUGUAUCAUGAAACUGAAGUGUUCUGUACUUUACAUAGCUAAGAAACUGACUUUUAGCGUUAAAGAAAGUGACACUUUCUGUUAAGAGUGUAAUCAUUCACCUCAAUCAAUUUAUUUGACUAUUUCAACAGUCUAAAAAACAUGUCAUUGCUAAUUUAGAAAGUGCACAGUACUUCAGUUCCAUUCAUUGUUCAACCUUGUGGUAAAAUGAAGAAUAAAAUGACAUUUCUCAAAGUCUGAAAUUUCAGAUUUAGACUAACAUUAAAAAAAUUUGACAAGUUUUAAAUGGAAAACGUCUGGCAAGAUUAUGGGUAGUAAUGAAGUUUUUUCAUCAUUCCAUAAACCACCAAGUAAAUCAAAACAAAUGUACAAAAUAUAAAGUAUUGUUUAAUGGUGUAAAACAAAAAUUGUAUUUUUUCAUUUUUAGAAAAAGUAUUGUUAGCUACAAAUUGUGACUUUUGUAAAUAACAAAAAAGACAUUAUCAAAGUAAUAUAAACUAUUUUUUGAUAAGAAAACCAUUACAGAUUAAAUAUUGUUCAAAAAGAUUCUUGCAGUAAACUGCUAAAUCCAUAGUUCCACCAAAACUUUAUUGAACUUGAUUAGUCAAUUUUGAAUUUGGGUCACAUAGGGAGUUGGAGUCUGUAAUACAUAGGUAGUACUUGACACCAAUGGUAUUAGGACCAACAGUUUUACAGACAUCUUCUCAGAAGAUAUAUGUAAGCAUGUAGCAGAAUCAAUUCCAAUUUUUAAUUGCACAUUGUGACUUAGUUUGUUACCAUCAUGCAACCGUCUUGUUAAUUUAAGUGGAUUCAGAAGGGGGGGGGGGGGGGUCGGUGGUUACACAAAAUAUGCUAGAAUCUAUCCACUUUCUGAAUCAACAAAUCCAGUACAGGGUCAAAACCUAUACUUGUUACAUAUUUAGAGAUGUUGGAUGUAUCCUUAGAAAAGCAGUUGACAUCUUAUGAAAACACAGAGUAGAUUCAGUCCAACAGUAUACCCAAUCUGAAUUCAGUAAUGCACACUAAGUUUAUGAUCAUUUACUCAUUUCACUUGCUUAAUAGAUGCAUAACCCAGUUCACCUCCAGAAUAAGUAAUUUAUUUUCCCAGAACCAUUUAAACAAUUUAUAUUUUUUUCUUGUAUGGUUACAAUGUUUUAUCUUAAAUCUUUGGAAAAUCCACAAUAGAUGACAUAUAGGGAAUUUUUCAGAGUUUCAAAUAUGAAAUGCCUUAAAGGACAAUCUUUGGAGCAGUAUUUAGCACUGAUACCUCAUGGCUCCAGAUCCCCGAGUUUAAAGUUGUCUAUUGAGGUGUAUGUUUUCUGUGUGUCUGCAUUCAUUUUCCACCUACAUGCCAAGAUGUGCAGACAUGGUUAGUUGGUAACUCUAAAUUGUCCCAAUAUGGCUAAAAUGUUGUGCAUGUUUCGUUCCUCUGAUUUACUUCUGCUAUAUCCAGCGCUGGCUCCUGUCUUAUACCUAAUGCUGCCAAUGUAGUCCUUAAAAUUGAGUUGGAAAGGUUUAGUACAUGAAUAAGCUAGAGUGGUAUGUAUCAUAUUCAUUUGGAUUGUGUGAUGUUUAGCUUUCCAGGGAAAAAAAAAACUACAUGUGACUCUAAAUUGGAAAAAGCAUAUUUAAAAACAUGAUGGAUACUAGGCUGAACAUAAUUCACCUUUUAUUUUAUAUCUCCUGAUGGGAAUAAUGUGAAUAUGAUAUGUAAAUGUAUGUGGCACUGAUAUUAAUUUUUCAUAGGUUAACUUCUCCAUUGCACUUUAGCUUCUAGACAAAGCAUUGCACUGGUGAAUUAAAAAUUAACAAUAUUUUAUCACCUCAUUCAGAUUAUAUUUGUAAAAUAAUUAUAUGAAGUAUUUUGUUUUUUACACCCAUUUAUCCAACAACAAGAUUAAAAUUACAUUAGAAAUACUCAUUGUUAGUUUUCAGUACUUUCCCAUGUUAUCUAUGGUACUUAAUGUAUGGUUUCCUUUUUCAUAUACUGGUAAAUAUCCUUUUGUAAAGGUAAAUUAAACAAGACAUUCUUUUAAAUUAUUAGAAGAAUCUUACAGUUUGAUUUUUAAGUACAAGAACAAUGAUACCAUGACUCUUGGUUGUCUGUAAGCAAUAAUAUUCAUUGGCUGUAAAUGGAUGGCACUACUUAUUAGAGUUUCAUCAAAAAUAUCUUUGUUUUUUUUGCUCAAGGCAAAGUUCAUUUGUCUGAAUCCAUCAUCAAUUGCCUAAAGAUAGAAGAGAUUAUUAACUACAUUGGUAACAUCUCUAAUAUACAGUACUGUAUACAAGUUUAGCUUGGGUUCUAUUGUUCAAGUAUGCAAGCAGUUGUUCCCCUUACUUUUGUCUUUUGCAAAGUAUAAAAUGACUAUUUGCAAAGCACAGUGGUGUGGUGUGCUUCUGAACAUACAAUGAGGUACAUAAUACGUGUAAUUUAUUCAUCAUGCAUAGACAAGGUUUAACAUUUGAUUCUAAUCAGAUUAAACCACCAGUUAUUUACUGUAUGUGAAAUGUAUUGUCUCUUUUUGGUUAAAUACUGUACAUAUUCCUAUCUAAAAAGCAUUUUAUAUGUUUUCACAAGGCAAAUAAUGUAAAACAACAACUGAAUUCAUAAUAAAGUGUGAAAUGUU